AUGACUGAGAAGAUCAGCAGUCCCUCUGGUGAAAUAGUGGAGGGAAGUUCAGUGACUCUGACCUGCAGCAGUGAUGCCAACCCACCUGUGCAGAGCUACAACUGGUUCAAGGAGAAAACAUUAUUAGGAAAAGAAAGCACACACAUUAUUCCUAAUAUCAGCUCUGAGGACAGUGGAGAAUACAAGUGCAAGUCCAGUAACAAACAUGGAUCAAAAUACUCAUCUGUAAUACUGAAUGUUAUGUAUCCUCCAAAGAAUGUAUCAGUGUCCAUCAGUCCCUCUGGUGAAAUAGUGGAGGGCAGUUCAGUGACUCUGACCUGCAGCAGUGAUGCCAACCCACCUGUGCAGAGCUACACCUUGUUUAAAGAAGAAGGAACCUCACCUGUAGGAUCUGGACAGAAUUACAGCAUCAUCAACAUCAUGGCUGAACACACUGGACUGUACUACUGUGUAGCUCAGAAUGAACAUGGAGUUCUCAAUGUAUCUGUGACCAUCAGUGUUAAGAGAGGUCAGAGUUUGUCUGCUGUUUGGUCUAUAGUGGGAGGAGGAGCCUUUCUACUUCUCACUGUCUUCAUCUGCAUAUACAGAUCCAGACCUGUACAGGAUGUUGUUCAGUACUCUACACUCAGGGUUCAGUGUGAUAGUGUGACCAGCACUGACCAGCAGGGGGAGGCCCAGUAUGCCAUUGUUACAUUCCACCAUCAUACUGCUGCCACUGAGUGAGUUCUGUCACCAACUCAGAAAAUGGAGAAGGCCUCAGUGAUCUAUGGCACAGUAAGAACAGAUUACACCUACAGAGGAACAGAGAGAGAGGAUCGAUAUAAAUAUUAAUGUGCAUAAUUUUUUUUUUUUCAUUUUUUAAGUAUAUUUAUCCACAUAUUUUUAUUGGUCUUAAAGUCCAAGGAAACUCAAUAUUUUUAAUAUUUUCAAAGUUGCUCUUCUAGCCACAAACUGGACAUAUACUCAGUGUGUCCAAAGAAUACUGUUCCAAAAUUUACUAAUUUACCAAUUUUGUCAAAUUUCUCCUUUUCUGGUGUGAAAUUGGUGGUCGUAAUGUGGGUAUAGCUUACAUAAGUUUUAUCAGACACUGCAUACACUAAGUUUAAUUACAUGAGAGGGUAGUCCAUACUAAUCUAAAUUAUUUAUAGAGCGGUCCAUGUAAUAUUACUCUUAUGUUUUAUCCUGAAUCUCUUACUUCCAGUCAGUAAGCAUGAAUGAAACUUGCCCAAAAUUAAUUUAAGCCUUCAUUAUUGGGUC
Electrophorus electricus (electric eel) is the source of this 1257-nucleotide messenger RNA. The record is from RefSeq and is a predicted model, not a curated record. Lineage: Eukaryota; Metazoa; Chordata; Actinopteri; Gymnotiformes; Gymnotidae.